This is a messenger RNA of Notolabrus celidotus (New Zealand spotty), 2643 nucleotides long. It is a transcript of the gene parvaa, whose product is annotated as parvin, alpha a. The transcript is spliced from 13 exons. Lineage: Eukaryota; Metazoa; Chordata; Actinopteri; Labriformes; Labridae. Gene Ontology annotation, biological process: substrate adhesion-dependent cell spreading; cilium assembly; actin cytoskeleton organization. Gene Ontology annotation, cellular component: focal adhesion; cytoplasm; actin cytoskeleton. Bases 179 to 1297 code for a protein of 372 amino acids. The record is from RefSeq and is a predicted model, not a curated record. Gene Ontology annotation, molecular function: actin binding.
GAGGAGGGGCGACUCACUCGAGCCAACUCCGACAGAAAAUGUCUGGAAUUCCGUUUCCGCUUUAGGGAGUGGACGCUGAUUUUCUCUCUAACUUCAGUCCCAAAACAACUGGAGUCCUCCACGUCCACUCCACCAGCUCUCUCUGUGUGUGUGUCUGGAUUAAACUGCAGAGAACACCAUGGCGUCCUCGCCUCAGAAGUCCCCGUCCUCUCCGAAGUCUCCGACCCCUAAGUCCCCGUCCUCGAGAAAGAAGGAUGACUCUUUCCUCGGGAAACUUGGAGGAACUUUGGCCAGGAGGAAAAAGGCUAAAGAAGUGUCCGAGCUUCAGGAAGAAGGGAUCAAUGCCAUUAACCUUCCUCUCAGCCCGUCACACUAUGAGCUGGACCCUGAAGACACCAUGCUAGAGGAGAAUGAAGUGCGCACCAUGGUUGACCCCAACUCCAAGAACGAUCGCAAACUGCAGGAACUCAUGAAGGUGCUGAUCGACUGGAUAAAUGACGUUCUGGUGGGCGAGAGGAUCAUUGUGAAAGAUCUAGCUGAAGAUCUGUAUGAUGGACAGGUCCUGCAGAAACUAUUUGAAAAGCUUGAAGGGGAGAAGCUGAAUGUGGCCGAGGUGACUCAGUCAGAGAUCGCCCAGAAGCAGAAGCUGCAGACGGUGCUGGAGCGCAUCAAUGACUCGCUCAAACUCUCCACCAGGAGCAUUCGAUGGAACGUUGAUUCUGUCCAUGCUAAGAGUAUUGUUGCCAUCUUGCACCUGCUGGUGGCGCUGUCACAGCACUUCAGAGCACCAAUCAGAUUGCCAGACCACGUCUCUAUCCAAGUGGUUGUCGUCCAGAAAAGAGAGGGCAUCCUUCAGUCCAGACAAAUCCAAGAGGAAAUCACUGGAAACACAGAGGCCUUCUCUGGCAGACAUGAACGCGAUGCUUUUGACACCCUGUUUGACCACGCUCCGGACAAACUGAACGUAGUCAAAAAGACUUUAAUCACCUUUGUGAACAAGCACCUGAACAAGCUCAACCUUGAGGUGUCGGAGUUGGACACACAGUUCGCAGAUGGUGUUUACCUGGUCCUGCUGAUGGGGCUGCUGGAGGGAUACUUUGUACCACUCUACAACUUUUUCCUCACACCUGAGAAUUUUGACCAGAAGGUCCACAACGUGUCCUUCUCUUUUGAGCUGAUGCAAGAUGGAGGUCUGGAGAGACCAAAGCCCCGACCAGAGGAUAUUGUGAACUGUGACCUUAAAUCCACGCUGCGUGUCCUCUACAACCUCUUCACCAGGUACAGGAACGUCGACUGAAGACCACGUGCAGCAAGAAAGAACACAUCGAAACGCUUAUCAAAACAUUCUUUCAGUUUCCUUUUCUUUUUUUAAAUGCUUGCAUCACCUGACGUCCUUUUUGGAAAGUGUUCCACAAACAUAAAUCUACCUUCUUCUAUACCCCAGAGGAAACAUUUAGUUUGAGUGUCACAUGUUUUUUUUGUCUUAAUAAAUCUGACCGCUCCACAGUCCAGCAGACCAAAGGUCAACAACAACCUGUAUCUUUUAAUUCUAAGAUGUUUUUAUUGAAGCUGUAUUUAUUGCUCAUUGUGAUACACCCGUUCUUUUUUACCUUCUAGCUGCUUGAUGUUCUUCUUCUUCUUCUGUGUCCUUUGUUUCAGUAAUAAGUGCCUUUAUUUAAACAUGUGAACACACAAUACUUCCUAAGAUGAUGUAUUUGCUCCCCUGCUGUCUUAAUGCUCCAGUGUGUGUUUGUUUUCAUGUGUAGGGGAACAUUUGAAACAUUUGACCAAAGCUGUUGUAUUCACACAGAAGGCUUUCACUCUGCAGACUCUUGCUUUCUUGUAUAUUGUACUUUAACACACAUUGUAUAUUUCUAAUUAUGGUUCACUAUCAUGACAUAUUUAGUAUGCUUCUUAUGAUUAAUCAUAAUAUACACUACCAGUCAGAAGUUUGGACACACCUUCACAUUCAAUGUUUUUUAUUUCUUUUAAUUAUUUUCAACAUUGUAGAUUAAUACUGAAGACAUCCAAACUAUGAAAUAAUCUGGCUUUACCAUAAUCUGGAUUACAACAGUAGUCAAAUAGGGCUAUCCAUUGUGUACUAACCCUACCUCUGAACAACACAACUGAUGGUCUCAAACACAUUAAGAAGGCAAGUCAUUCUACAAAUGAACUCUUGACAAGGCUCAUGUUCAUUAGAAACCAUUCCAGGAGACCACUUCAUGAAGCAGACUGAGAGAAUACCAAGAGUGUGCAAAGCUGUCAUGAAGGAAAAAGGGGGCUACUUUACAGAAUCUAAAAUAUAAAACACAUUCUGCUUUGUUUAACAUUUUUUGGUUCAUUACAUAAUUCCAUAUAUAUUCUUUCAUAGUUUUGAUGUCUUCAGUAUUACUCUACAGUGUUUACAAUCAUUACAAUAAAUACAAACCCUUGAAUGAAAAGGUGUUUCCACACUGUUGACUGGUAGUGUAUGUCUCAUAAACAGUAGAUUUCACUUCCUGCUUUAUCAUGUAUUCUGUGUCCUCUGAUGCUAUUUCACAUUUCCAAUUAACAAAGGCACUACAUGUGUAUGUUUUGAGCUGAUGACAUUCUGUCAUGAUUUACUCUAAUGCAUACCAUUCAAUAAAUACUUCACUCCCUGAA